AUGAAGGCUCUCUUUGUGCUUGCCUGCCUUUUGGCCACCACUGUUCCUUUUGAGGCUGGUAGCAGCAGUGAAAGCAAAGAAAGGAGGUAUUUCAGACGCUCCUGUCCACCAUGUCCAGAGUUGCCAAACUACCCACCAAACUAUCCACCAUUUGGCCAACCGCCAUUCAUCUGGCCUUAUUAUCCACCAGGCCCUGGAGCACCAGCUGACCAACCACCAGCCUUCUGGCCUUUUUAUCCUCCAGGACCAUUCCCGAUCCCUCCACCAUCGGAUUGA
Molecule: messenger RNA, 276 nt
Organism: Gekko japonicus
Lineage: Eukaryota; Metazoa; Chordata; Lepidosauria; Squamata; Gekkonidae
Product: U1 small nuclear ribonucleoprotein C-like
Exons: 2
Coding region: 1-276 (91 amino acids)
Source: RefSeq, a predicted model, not a curated record